This is a messenger RNA of Hypomesus transpacificus, 2138 nucleotides long. RefSeq names its product glucosidase 2 subunit beta-like. Gene Ontology annotation, molecular function: protein binding. Gene Ontology annotation, biological process: N-glycan processing; liver development. Lineage: Eukaryota; Metazoa; Chordata; Actinopteri; Osmeriformes; Osmeridae. The record is from RefSeq and is a predicted model, not a curated record. Gene Ontology annotation, cellular component: glucosidase II complex.
UACAGGAAGCACUGACACUGGCAACUCGGGAUGCUGAACUAAAAUUUGAGUACGAAGAGCAUUCAGCUGUUUUAUAUUUGGUCAGGACAGUAAUGUUGGCAUAACUAGACAUCUGACAUGCAUUGCCAUAUUAUAAUUGCUGUGAUUCUAUGGUCUGUUGGUAUAGAGUCGCGGAAAUUGAGAGGAAUUUCUCUGUCGUAUAAAAGAUUCUACAGAGAAAGAAAGUCCUUCCUGUGUAUUGAUGGGUCCAAAAUGAUUCCCUUUGAGCAAGUGAAUGAUGACUACUGUGACUGUGCCGAUGGCUCAGAUGAACCAGGCACCUCCGCCUGUCCUAAUGGCCGAUUCUACUGCGCCAACCUGGGCUUCCGCCCUCACUAUAUCCCCUCAUCGCGCGUCAACGAUGGCAUUUGCGACUGCUGUGAUGCUUCCGAUGAGUAUAACAGUCACACGCGCUGCCAGAACUCCUGCAGGAAUCUGGGACGGAGGGAGCGAGCCGAGGUGGAGGGUCAGAUGAGGACUCUGGACGAGGGACUCCGGCUCAAGCAGCAGCACAUCGAGGAGGGGGUUACGGUGUGGAGGGAGAAGCAGGCCCAGCUCCGAGACCUGCAGCGUCUGUCUGAGGACUUGCAGACCAAACUGGAGGAGCACCGGAGGAGCAGAGGAGAGGCGGAGCGGCUCACCCGACAGGAAAGAAAGGCACCGGAAGCGGAGGAUAACGUUUAUUAUCAGUUAUGUCAUGCCCUUUUUUUACACAUCUGUAACCGCAGGGCUGGCAGGUACGAGGGGUGUGUGAUUGUGCGUACGUGUGUAGGUGUGUAUGUGUGUGUCGUGCUCAUCAGCGUGUCAUUCCCACAGGCUCUGCUAGGGGGGAACCGGCAGGUGGAUCUCUCCAGGUUGCAGACGACACUCUGGAGCAGCCCCCAGGUUGGUGACAGCGUGAAGAUCAAAGGCGGGCGCGCCGCGCCGGGCAGCCGCACGGAUGAAGACCCCGACAUCAAGGCUGCCGUGAGCGCCGGCGAGAAGGAGCGAGCGGAUGUGCAAAAGAUCGAAGAGGCCUACAAGAAUGUGAAUUUGGAAAUAAGGGAGCUGACCGAGAAGCUGUCUAUAGACUACGGAACUGAGAAGGAGUUUCUGUUCCUGGGAAGCCUCUGCUUCCAGCUGAAGGUCGAUGAGUAUACUUAUACCCUUUGUCCCUUCAAUCAAGUCACACAAAAGAGCGCCGCGGGAACGGAGGUGUCGUUAGGGAAGUGGGGGACGUGGGCGGGGUCGCCAGAGAACCAGUACUGCCAGAUGAGGUAUGAAAGCGGCGAGCUCUGUUGGCAGGGGCCCACUAGGAACACUAUGGUCACGCUGACAUGCGGGACGGAGACAGCCUUGCGAUCGGUGAGGGAGCCCAGCAAAUGCCAGUACGUCAUGGACCUUCAGACUCCAGCGGCCUGUCAUCCGGCUCUGAGGCCGCGCGGCGUACACAGCGAACUGUGACCCCCCCCCGCCCCCGCCUCCGCCAGAACCCGGAGGAGGCAGGGCCAGCGUGUCCCUGAGCGACCUCUGCAGAGGAUGACGUGCACGGGGAAACUUGGGUACCCUCGUCCAAGUGUCUAAGUACCGCACAGCAAUAAGCGCCCCUUUGCCAAGCUUGGUCCCAUGUUCUGUUACAAUAAUUGUGGCGUUUCGACUCACUUGUAAUGUCAUCUUCUCAACCCUCUGAUUGGAUGUUGUUUGACGAUACUUUGUUGUGUGUUGUACUCGUGUGGGUGCCGUCGAAUGUUUGUGGAAUGUACCCAGACGGCCUUGGGGAUCGUUUUGUUUGUGACUGAUUGGUAGUUUUUUCCCUGAAAAUGUCUUUAUUUGUUUCCUUAGUUCACCUAAAACCACAACAUUUCUGUUAUUAGGUUUUAUAUUGAUGAGAAUACCGCUCGGGUACUUUAUGCAAGUGUAAAGGUUUCUCCAACGUAUUCAAUUAUCCAUAAUAACUUGUUUUUGAGGCAAGUCAAAUAUGACUGCGACAUUUUCAUUGAAUUUGAGACGGAAAAUAUAUAAAUAUAUUUGAGAUGAUAUCAAUCAAUGAUGGGAAUAGUCCCUGUUGUUUUUGAGCAUAAGAAACUGCUUGUAUUUGACUGAAAAUCUCAAAUAAACUA